This is a messenger RNA of Erigeron canadensis, 1097 nucleotides long. RefSeq names its product zinc finger protein ZOP1. The record is from RefSeq and is a predicted model, not a curated record. Gene Ontology annotation, molecular function: RNA binding; zinc ion binding. Lineage: Eukaryota; Viridiplantae; Streptophyta; Magnoliopsida; Asterales; Asteraceae. Gene Ontology annotation, biological process: mRNA splicing, via spliceosome. Bases 197 to 913 code for a protein of 238 amino acids. The transcript is spliced from 6 exons. Gene Ontology annotation, cellular component: precatalytic spliceosome; nucleus.
ACCGCGACUCUGUUUAUUGAAUCUUGAUUGAAAGAAGAAUCUGAUUUCUUUUUGACCCAAAUCCCAAGCCCUAAAAAAUUCCUAAUCUCUCAAUCAAAAUCAACACAAAGUGUGGAGAAAAUCAAGGGACCAAUUUUAUAAUCUGAAAAAUUAUUUCUUUCUGUACGGACGACAUCUCUAAACUCAUCCUGCAACUAUGACUGAGUAUUGGGUUAGUCAGGCUAAAAAGUGGUGUGACUUGUGCAAAAUCUACAUAUCGAGUAAUCCUUCCAGUAUCAAGAACCAUGAGCUUGGCCAAAAGCACAAAGAUAAUGUUACCAAGAGACUCUCUAACAUGAGAGAAGAAAAACUUGCCAAAGAUAAAAAGGAAAAGGAAACAACCCGUGUUUUAUUACAAAUUGAAGAGAAAGCAAGUCGUAGUUAUCAGAAGGACGUAUCAACUUUUCAGAAGACUAGGGAUUCCAAUGCAAAUGGGGAAGGGAUAGGCUCUACAUCAGGAGAAUGGGAGCAUGACACCGCGUCAGGUUAUUACUAUAAUAAGAGUAACGGUUGUUACCAUGAUCCAAACUCUGGAUUCUACUACACUGAUGCAUUAGGUAAGUGGGUGACACAGGAAGAGGCGUUUGCUGCUGCAGCCAAAGUUCCUUCUGGGCUAAUACAAAAGAAACCCAUUUUUGCUACAGCGUCUUUGACUUCAAAAGGUCAAGCUGACUCUACGACUAAAAAGUCAGCUGUAAAUCCCACACGAUCUGUUAACAAGCCAUCAUCUAUUGCUAUAAACAAAAGAAAACGACAAGAUACCAAGCCAAAGGCUGUGUCUGAUGAGGAAGCAGCUGCACUCAAGGCAAGGGAGGCGGCAAGAAAGAGAGUCGAGGAGCGAGAGAAAUCUUCACUGGGUCUUUAUAAGCACUGAUAUGUUGAACUGGGAAUUGUGGUGAGAAUUUAGAGGGUUUGCAGACGUGGAACCUGAUGAAGCAGAAGUGUUAGUCAUAGAUUCAUUCAAAAUCUUGAAACUAUAAUUGAAGAUGAGACAUGUAUAAUGAAUUUGUAUCAUUAGUUCACACUGUUUCAGUAAUCUGCAAUCAUUUCUUCCUCUC